This is a messenger RNA of Herpailurus yagouaroundi (jaguarundi), 6842 nucleotides long. RefSeq names its product aquarius intron-binding spliceosomal factor (gene AQR). Lineage: Eukaryota; Metazoa; Chordata; Mammalia; Carnivora; Felidae. Gene Ontology annotation, molecular function: mRNA binding; helicase activity. Gene Ontology annotation, biological process: mRNA splicing, via spliceosome. The coding region runs from base 533 to 4858 and encodes 1441 amino acids. The transcript has 36 exons. Gene Ontology annotation, cellular component: catalytic step 2 spliceosome. The record is from RefSeq and is a predicted model, not a curated record.
CUUCCAGAACCAAAAUGUGGGUAAAAACUUGAAAGGUAUCCUUACGACAGAAAACAUGUUAACUAUAGAUAAUUCAGCGAAUAAUAAAGACGUAUCUAUCUACGGUUCAUCAGGGUGGAGAGAACCCCCUCGUCAAGUCUCCCCCCUUCCUCUGCAACUAACUCUACCACGAAAAACCCUCACAACACCACCUACCUGAGAUUUAUCACCGAGAUCCGGUCCAGACUGCUGGGUGUGUUCUCUCAGCUGUCCGCUAGGGGGAGCAUGCGGAGGAGGCCGAAGCCCCUGCUUUCUCUAGCUCAGACCCAACGCCUACACGAACUUCCGGCCCUGUUCAGUUCCGCUUCCGGGGAAAUAUACGGGCUGUUGUACGCGUUUCUUGUGGGACUGUGAGGGCUGAGGCCCUACCGGCUGGCUGGCUUUUGCUUCGCGGAAUUAGGCAGCCGUGGCUGCCUGUUAGGGGAAGUGUAUCGGGUUUACCGUUCCUUCUACGGACUUUUCCUUACCACUGGAGCGGAGUAAGAGUGCUGCCAUGGCGGCCCCUGCUCAGCCCAAGAAAAUCGUGGCUCCUACUGUGUCCCAGAUCAACGCGGAGUUCGUAACCCAGUUAGCAUGUAAGUACUGGGCUCCGCAUAUCAAGAAAAAAUCACCUUUUGAUAUAAAGGUCAUUGAAGAUAUAUAUGAAAAAGAGAUUGUCAAAUCGAGGUUUGCCAUCAGAAAGAUAAUGCUCUUGGAAUUUAGCCAGUAUCUUGAAAAUUACCUCUGGAUGAAUUAUUCUCCAGAGGUGUCCAGCAAGGCCUACUUAAUGUCAAUCUGCUGUAUGGUGAAUGAGAAAUUCAGAGAAAAUGUCCCUGCAUGGGAGACUUUUAAGAAGAAGCCAGAUCACUUCCCAUUUUUUUUUAAGUGUAUCUUGAAAGCAGCAUUAGCUGAAACUGAUGGUGAAUUUUCACUCCAUGAACAGACGGUCUUACUGCUUUUUCUUGAUCAUUGCUUCAAUAGUUUGGAAGUAGACUUGAUACGGAGUCAAGUACAGCAGCUAAUCUCCCUCCCAAUGUGGAUGGGCUUACAGCCGGCACGAUUGGAAUUAGAAUUAAAAAAGACCCCUAAGCUAAGAAAAUUUUGGAACUUGAUUAAAAAGAAUGAUGAAAAGAUGGAUCCAGAAGCAAGAGAACAAGCCUACCAAGAAAGAAGAUUCCUUUCACAACUCAUCCAGAAGUUUAUCUCUGUGUUGAAAUCAGUGCCACCUUCUGAACCUGUCACUAUGGACAAAGUUCAUUACUGUGAAAGAUUCAUUGAACUUAUGAUUGAUCUGGAGGCCCUCCUCCCCACGAGGCGCUGGUUUAAUACCAUUCUGGAUGACUCCCACCUUUUGGUUCACUGUUACCUUUCCAAUCUUGUUCAUAGAGAAGAGGAUGGCCAUCUUUUUUCCCAGCUUUUGGACAUGCUUAAGUUCUAUACUGGUUUUGAGAUUAACGACCAGACUGGGAACGCUCUGACAGAGAAUGAGAUGACUACAAUUCACUAUGACAGAAUCACUUCUCUCCAGAGAGCUGCCUUUGCACAUUUCCCUGAACUCUAUGAUUUUGCACUCUCAAAUGUGGCAGAAGUAGAUACUCGGGAAUCUUUGGUCAAGUUUUUUGGACCACUUAGUUCAAAUACACUCCACCAGGUGGCAUCAUACCUCUGCUUGUUACCAACUCUUCCUAAAAAUGAAGACACAACUUUUGAUAAAGAAUUUCUUCUAGAAUUGCUGGUAUCUCGUCACGAACGUCGAAUUUCUCAGAUUCAGCAGUUGAACCAGAUGCCUUUGUAUCCAACUGAGAAAAUCAUUUGGGAUGAAAAUAUUGUCCCAACUGAAUACUAUUCUGGGGAAGGUUGUCUUGCUCUUCCCAAGUUGAAUUUGCAAUUUUUGACUCUCCAUGAUUACCUUCUAAGGAACUUUAAUCUCUUCCGCUUAGAAUCAACUUACGAAAUUAGGCAGGACAUCGAGGAUAGUGUCAGCAGAAUGAAGCCAUGGCAGUCUGAAUAUGGUGGUGUAGUGUUUGGUGGCUGGGCACGAAUGGCCCAGCCUAUUGUCGCUUUCACUGUGGUUGAGGUUGCCAAGCCCAACAUAGGUGAAAACUGGCCAACCCGAGUUCGUGCAGAUGUUACCAUCAAUCUGAAUGUCAGAGAUCAUAUCAAAGAUGAAUGGGAAGGUCUUCGUAAGCAUGAUGUCUGUUUUUUAAUUACUGUGCGUCCCACAAAACCGUAUGGUACCAAGUUUGACCGGAGGAGACCUUUUAUUGAGCAGAUUGGCCUGGUUUAUGUCAGAGGCUGUGAAAUCCAGGGCAUGCUAGAUGAUAAAGGGCGUGUCAUUGAAGACGGACCUGAGCCAAGACCCAAUCUUAGAGGAGAGUCAAGGACAUUUAGAGUGUUUUUGGAUCCAAACCAGUAUCAACAAGAUAUGACCAAUACUAUACAAAAUGGAGCAGAAGAUGUGUACGAAACUUUCAAUAUCAUAAUGAGGAGAAAGCCAAAGGAAAAUAACUUUAAGGCUGUGCUGGAGACCAUUCGGAACCUGAUGAAUACUGAUUGCGUGGUACCUGACUGGCUGCAUGACAUCAUUUUAGGUUAUGGGGAUCCAAGUAGUGCACAUUAUUCAAAAAUGCCCAAUCAGAUUGCCACUCUUGAUUUCAAUGAUACGUUUCUUUCCAUUGACCAUUUAAAAAGCAGCUUUCCUGGUCAUAAUGUCAAAGUAACUGUGGAUGACCCAGCUCUGCAGAUCCCACCUUUCAGGAUAACCUUUCCAGUAAGGAGUGGAAAAGGAAAGAAAAGGAAAGAUACAGAUGGUGAAGAUGAAGACUCCGAAGAGGCAAAAACCUUAAUUGUUGAACCUCAUGUCAUUCCCAAUAGGGGCCCUUAUCCUUAUAACCAACCCAAACGUAAUACAAUUCAGUUCACUCACACACAGAUAGAGGCCAUCCGUGCUGGAAUGCAGCCUGGGCUAACUAUGGUUGUGGGUCCACCAGGUACUGGAAAAACAGAUGUGGCAGUCCAGAUCAUAUCCAACAUCUACCAUAAUUUCCCAGAGCAGAGGACUUUGAUUGUUACUCAUUCUAAUCAGGCCUUGAACCAGUUGUUUGAGAAGAUCAUGGCUCUAGACAUUGAUGAGCGCCACCUGCUGCGUCUUGGUCAUGGAGAAGAAGAGCUGGAGACAGAGAAGGAUUUCAGCAGUUUAAAGGUCAUGUCUCGUUGGGAAGAAUAUAUCAGCAAAGUGAAAAAUAAAGGUAAUACACUGCCAGAUGUCACGGAAGUCUCCACUUUCUUCCCUUUUCAUGAAUACUUUGCAAAUGCCCCUCAACCCAUUUUUAAAGGCCGAUCUUAUGAAGAAGACAUGGAAAUUGCUGAAGGAUGUUUCAGGCACAUUAAGAAAAUCUUUACUCAGCUUGAGGAAUUCAGAGCUUCCGAACUGCUUCGAAGUGGACUGGACAGAUCUAAAUACCUUUUGGUGAAAGAAGCUAAAAUCAUUGCUAUGACCUGUACUCAUGCUGCCUUAAAACGACAUGAUUUAGUCAAGCUAGGUUUCAAGUAUGACAACAUUUUAAUGGAAGAGGCUGCGCAGAUUCUGGAGAUAGAAACUUUUAUACCUCUUCUUCUACAGAAUCCUCAAGAUGGUUUUAGCCGACUGAAACGCUGGAUUAUGAUUGGUGAUCAUCACCAGUUACCUCCAGUCAUUAAGAAUAUGGCCUUUCAGAAGUAUUCAAAUAUGGAGCAGUCUCUGUUCACUCGCUUUGUCCGUGUUGGAGUUCCUACUGUGGACCUUGAUGCUCAAGGGCGAGCCAGAGCAAGCUUGUGUAACCUCUACAACUGGCGAUACAAGAAUCUGGGAAACUUACCCCAUGUACAGCUCUUGCCGGAGUUUAGUACAGCAAAUGCUGGCUUGCUUUAUGACUUCCAACUCAUCAAUGUGGAAGAUUUUCAAGGAGUGGGAGAGUCUGAACCUAAUCCUUAUUUUUAUCAGAAUCUUGGAGAAGCAGAAUAUGUAGUGGCACUUUUUAUGUACAUGUGUUUACUUGGUUACCCUGCUGACAAGAUCAGUAUUCUAACAACAUAUAAUGGGCAAAAGCAUCUUAUUCGUGACAUCAUCAAUAGACGAUGUGGAAGCAAUCCAUUGAUUGGAAGACCAAACAAGGUGACAACUGUUGACAGAUUUCAAGGUCAACAAAAUGAUUAUAUUCUUCUUUCUCUAGUACGAACCAGGGCAGUGGGCCAUCUGAGGGAUGUCCGUCGCUUGGUGGUGGCCAUGUCUAGAGCCAGACUUGGACUGUAUAUCUUCGCAAGAGUAUCCCUCUUCCAAAACUGUUUUGAGCUAACGCCAGCUUUUAGCCAGCUCACUGCCCGUCCACUUCAUUUGCAUAUAAUUCCAACUGAACCUUUCCCAACCAGUAGAAAGAAUGGAGAGAGGCCAUCUCAUGAAGUACAGAUAAUAAAGAAUAUGCCCCAGAUGGCAAACUUUGUAUAUAACAUGUACAUGCAUUUGAUACAGACCACACAUCAUUAUCAUCAGACUUUAUUACAGCUACCACCUGCUAUGGUUGAAGAAGCUGAGGAAGUUCAAAGUCAGGAAACAGAAGUAGAAAUAGAAGAAGAGGCCAAUCCUCCCCAGGCUGAUCUGUCCAGUCUCACAGAUGCCAGCUGCAGUCAAGAAUCCUCAGCCUCUCAGACUGAGACCACCCCCGAUCACACAGGAGCUAGUUCCAACCCAGAAGCUGUCCCUCCUGUGUCUGAUACCACUGUUUCUAUGGCAGGACCUGCAGCUGUACCAGCAGAGGCUAACGCCCCCCAGCAUGUCACACCUGCCUCAGAAGAGACCAAGUAGCCCAACUGUAGCCUUUCUUAGGGAGGACAUUUCAUUCAUAAAGUCUAAGUAAAGCUGCUUUUUGUAUUUUAUAUUUGCUUCUGCUAUUUUAAGGGUACUAAUUAAUGUUAAGUCAUUAUUUUUGUUAAUUGAUCUCCGUGCUUGUCUUCUUGGAUAUGUUUAAAAGAAAAUUGUAUGUGUAUGAGCAACUUCAGUUUCAUUUCUUCAGUCAGAAGGGCAAAUAGCCAUUCCUUUGAUAUUUUUAUAAUUAACCAAAUAUAUCUUAUUCAUACCUAUAUUAAAAGACUUUGCUAUAGAAUAUAUAAGACAUACUUUACAUUUUCAGUGAACUUCUCUAAGGAAGGGGAUCAAAUACACUGAAAUCAACCAUAAGCACCCUUAAGAAAGUGUUCAAAUUGGGGACGAAGUUGUUUCUUCUGUUAUAGUUUCAGAUACUCAAAUUGUGAUUCCUUUUUUCUUACCUUUCUUGGCUGUCUUCCUUGAUGUAAAGGCAUUAACAGCCAUAGUUAGGUCUAGAUUUCUCUGAUCAAAGAGGCUACAUGUAUUUCCUGCCCCAAAGUCUCAUAAUGUAUUGGAACCACCUAGAGUGUCUGUUCAUUCUUGGGGCCACUCUUGACCUGAUAAAUCUGUAUCUCAGGGUUAGGACUGGGUAUUUCUAUUUUAGCAAAUGUUCCUAAUGUUUGAGUGGCUGGCAGAGUGGCAUCAAAUCAAGCUGGUAAGGCUGAGCCAGGGUAUGUCAUUCAGCUGAGCAAGAAGAUCUGGCAAAUCCAUCUGGGCAGGAAGAAAGAUCCAGAGUCUGGGCAGUGAAAGUCACUGAACCCAAUUCCCCUAUAUAGGAUAGAAUUCUCACAAUGCAGAGGUUCUGAAUCUUCUGCCCUGUUUAGUUUUCUUGGUAGAUAACCAGCCACAAGGAGACCUUAAGGUAAAAUGUGCUCUAGAUUUGGGAGGGCAGAGUAGGACCUUGCUACUCAAGUGUGAUUUGCAAACUAGAAGUAUCAGCAUCCACUGAACCUUGUUAAAAUUGCAGCAGUGUGGACUCUACCCCAGAUCUAUUAAAUGUGAAUCAGCAUUUCAGCAAAGUGUCCAGGGGAUUUAUAUGCACUUUGUAGUUUGAGAAGCAUUGUUCUGAGGUUACUAUACUGUCCUCAAUGUGAAUGAAAGGUAGAGUAGAUUCUGUGAUGGUAAAAUUAAUAGUGUGACUGAUGUUUUCUGACAUGGGACCUCUGCUUAUGAAGUUUCCUGGGCGUGGUGGCCAGAAGAGAGAUGAAUAAGGUAGGGAGAACUUGCCCACUACUUCUCUUCCCCAUUUAGAUGUCUGCUAGAGUGGCUAAUGGGGAGCAUUUCCCCCAAAGUAUCCCCUCUGGUGCAUCUACCUAAAAGUUUGACCAUGUACAAAGAACCUUUGAGGAAAUAGGCAAGAACCGCACACUGCCACUGAAAUGCUUCUAAUCCUGACAUAUUGAAGGAAUGAACUCUUACAAAGAAAUUAAACCAAGAAAGUCAAGUUAAUGAUUUUUUGACUGACUAGUAUUUGCUCAACUCUCCCAGGCUGUGAUGGAGAUGAGUCAGACUCUCCUACUACACGGUGUCUUCCUUCAUCAGAACACAAGAAAAGGAAAGGGAAGGGAUGAUGAGGGGAAGGAAACACCAAGGAAACUAUACUGGAAAAUCUUUGUCUAUUUGUUAUCAGAGUAAGGAAUGAGCCAGAUAGUCUGUUACAUAAUUUCUCUGAUUAUAGGAAUUUGGAACCAGGUGUUGUGGUCAUCUGUAUGAGGAAUAGGACUCACAGAAUUACUUUCAUCUGUGAAUAUCUAGUGUCAGGCUAAGCAAGAGAGAAAGAAGCUUUACUGUAUUACUGUGUUUCAUGGGAAAGAUUGAUGUUUCUCUCUACCUGUUAGAGGAUAUGAAUCAUGAUACCUGCAACCAGAAUAAGCAAACUGUUGGGCUGCUUUCUCAUAAAGUAAACCAUUUUGCAAACACUAUA